AUGUCUGACGAAAGCAUAUGGCGUAGCAUAUGCGGAAAGAAUUACUGUUCGUUCAAGAUGAGUACGGAAGAUAAACUGCUGUGUAGAAAUCCAAACAAUGUUACUGGGAUAUGCGAGAGGUUUUCGUGUCCACUGGCGAACUCUAAGUAUGCAACUGUAAGGGCGAUUGGAGAAGAACUGUAUCUUUUUGUGAAGGAGCCUGAGCGUUUGCAUGUGCCCAAAGACAUGUAUGAGCAGAUAAAGCUGUCUAUGAACUAUGAAGAGGCGCUCAAGGAGAUAGAUACGAAUCUUGAGUUUUGGGAUGAUAAGAUGAUCCAUAAGUGCAAGCAGAAGCUCUCGAAGUUUACGCAGUAUCUGAGAAGGCUUGAGUACUUCAAGGAACAUGGGAAGGCUGAAUAUAUGGUACGCAAGAAAAAGAUGAACAGAAGGGAGAAGCUGCGUGCACUCCGAUCGCUUAAUAAGGUUAAUUUUGAAAAGAACAUUGGGGAUGAGCUGAUGAUGAGGUUAGAGAGUGGGAUAUAUGGAACGGAGUUGAAGGACAGAUUCCACAUAGCCAACAAGGAGGUUACUGCAAAAGAGAAGAAAAUGAAGAGGAAGAAAAGAUAUGUUGCAGAGUUUGAAGAGAGUGCCCAUGUGUCUGAUGAUGAGGGAGAUAAGAAGACAAAGAAGAAGGUUGCCAUGAUGUGGUAG
Messenger RNA from Ordospora colligata OC4, 690 nucleotides. RefSeq names its product HMG-like nuclear protein. The coding region runs from base 1 to 690 and encodes 229 amino acids. Gene Ontology annotation, biological process: maturation of LSU-rRNA; maturation of 5.8S rRNA. Gene Ontology annotation, cellular component: preribosome, large subunit precursor; nucleolus. The transcript has a single exon. The record is from RefSeq and is a predicted model, not a curated record. Lineage: Eukaryota; Fungi; Microsporidia; Ordosporidae.